This is a messenger RNA of Anopheles arabiensis, 1777 nucleotides long. RefSeq names its product transmembrane protein 205. Bases 277 to 1242 code for a protein of 321 amino acids. NCBI's taxonomy places the organism in Eukaryota, Metazoa, Arthropoda, Insecta, Diptera, Culicidae. The record is from RefSeq and is a predicted model, not a curated record. The transcript is spliced from 3 exons.
ACGAUCGGCGUGCGAACACAGCCAUGCCAUUACACUGUUUGCAUUACAGUCAGCUAGCAGCAGCAGCAGCAGCAGCAGUAGCAGCUGCUCGAAAACUCAACAGCGCCCUAGCGACAGCGACGCGGUUAGUGUGAAAGUUAGUGCGCGUUUGUUUGUGUGUGUGUGUGCCAUUGGUAUCCCUACGCUCAGGUGAAACUGCAGUCGAAUAUCCUGAGCGUUUUUGGGAGGCGCAAAGCUAGGUCAAAUUCGUUCCAUCAAAAGCCAAAACCUCCAACAAUGUGUUGCCUUCAGCGUCUGGUAGACACGAGUCCGCUGCUGCAGCAGGCAACGUCGGGUGUCGCGCUGCUGGCCGACACAAAACAGGAGCAGGUGCGUGCCCCGGCUGCCGGCAGCCAUCCGGACCCGCAACCAGCAAGCGAGCAGCAGCUGCACCAGGACGUGCUCGGGGCGGCCACGCGGGCAACGCGCUCCCUGCUGCAGCGUCUUCGCGAUCAAGCGCACCGCCUGCAGCGCAGCCCACUGUACAAGAUACUGACAGGCACGACGCAACCGAGUCACGCAAUAUCGGCGAUCGUGGUGUCGAUGGUGCUGGUUGCCCUCUGGCCCAACCUGAUCAGCGGGCAGGGUGCGACGUGUGAGCGCAGCCGACCGGACGCUGGAGACGGUGGCCGCAGCCAUCCCUUGACGCAGAUUGCCUACCUCGGGUCCUUUACCAUCCACUUUGGUGCGCAAAUAUGGAUGACAUUCGUGUCGGGGCUAGCGCUGUACUUUUCCCUGCCACGCCACACGUUCGGCCUGAUCCAGGAGGUGCUGUUUCCGAAGUACUUCACGCUCGGCACCGGCCUGAGCACGAUCAGCCUGGUCAGCUUCGUCGAGCUGCGGCGCAGCACCCGGCCGGAGCUGGCCGACCGCCACUUGGCGCACUGGGAUCCGGUCGAUCUGCUGCAGAUUGUGGCGCUCGCAGUGACGGCCGCGCUCGAGCUGUUCGUGCGGCUGUACCUAGCCCCGCCGAUGCUGCGCCUGAUGCACGAGAAGCACCGCAUCGAGGCGGGCGCCAGCAUCGGGCAGGAGGUGGGCCAGUUCGACGGGGCGGGCAACGGCUACCUGGAGCGCUCCCGCCACUACAAAGCGACGCACAAGAAGUUCCGCCAGAUACACAUGGCCACCGCCAUCCUCAACAUGGUGUCGCUGACGUGCACGUGCGUGCAUCUGCUCUACCUCGCAACACGUGUGACCGUUUGAAGCACGCCAACGUCGUGCGUGUGUGCGUGCGUGUGUGGGUGUGUGUGUGUGUGUGUGUGUGUGUGAACCAACAAUCAACCAUAUGAUUAUUUCCCUUCUGCUAGUGUUGUAAGCAUAUUUAUUUCUCCACUCACUGGAUGCGCGCAAGCACCAAUGAGAGACCCCGCUCCAUCCUCUCCCACCACUCGCUACCACUGAUCUCCACUCUGCGAAAAUUUAAUCUCAGACUAGGACGCGGUUGCGCACGGAGAGGGCAACCGGUAGGAUUAGCAAUCGCAAUCAGUGAUAGGCGGCUGUGCGCGCUGUCUGUCUGCCUGCUUCAAAACCCACCCGCGGACUUCGCGGACACACUUCCGCCAUUAUGCGAAAAGGCUGACGCGCACACACACAAACACACAGAAAGUAACACACAGUAUUGUUUCGUGAAGCGCACGAAGACGGUGCCGAAACUGUGAUCAGCUCGCUCAGCAACAGCGGCCAAACCCAAUGCAGUGCCAUACGGAAAAUAUACGGUCGAAACAACGACGCUUCUCAA